Molecule: messenger RNA, 4974 nt
Organism: Mizuhopecten yessoensis (Yesso scallop)
Lineage: Eukaryota; Metazoa; Mollusca; Bivalvia; Pectinida; Pectinidae
Exons: 12
Coding region: 410-2776 (788 amino acids)
Molecular function (GO): interleukin-17 receptor activity
Source: RefSeq, a predicted model, not a curated record
UUUAAAUAUAGGUAUACAAAUAAGCUAUUUGAUUAACAAAAUCAGCAUUUACAAAUACAUUGGUCCCACCGUACCUGUUGACCUAAUUUUAUUGUCAUAGUUGUAUGAUUACCAAGAAACUCGAACUGCCUUGAAUCAAGGGAGACAACCGUUACAAAGACGCUCAGAUUGACCUGACACACAAACGUGAUGAAAGUUGAGAAGACGUGUUUACUUCCUUAGUGGAAAGAUAAACUUCAGGAAAGUGUUGGUUGUCCUAUAUAUAUGAGUUAGUGAUCAGGAACAUUCGACAGACGCCUGUGACAUGGGACAGUGGUGAUCACCUGGUCCAAGUCUGGGAGAGUAGCACCUGUGUCUAUAGAUAUCUACCUGUGGCGUAAAUAUACUAACUUCCUGGAUACAGCCCGCCAUGGAGUACCUGUUAUACAUGGGACUUGUAGUCUGUCUCUCGGUGACACAAGCACAGCCGAACGGCUUUAACAUGUUCAACUGUACGUCAAUGUAUGCGCCGCAUUUGGGAUGUGAAGCAUACCAAGGAUCUACAUGUGAUCCUGUAAUUCUGAAGAAGGAGUUUCCGUACUUGUACACUGAUGGACUUGAGUACCCUGAGAAGCCGUCGGAUUUCCACGUGGAUAUAAGUUACAAGUACUACGAAGGCUAUUUCAAUGCUUCGUAUCCAGCCUUCAACUUAACUAUUCGACCACCUAUUACAAGUAGUUAUAAAGAUGUUAGAGGAUUUGAAGUGACUUACAUGGAACUUAUUGCUGGAAACACAGUUGUGAAAUGUAUUAUCUUCAAUCUGACCGGCCAGAUCACCACUGCUGACAAGGAAAAUGAGGUUACUUUCAGAGCAGAAAAAGUUGGUCCUGUCUCAAGUAGAAGGGAUUACCUACUUAGGGCCUACAGUUUACCCAAGCCUGCGACCCAGUAUGAUACAUUAGAUAUGUCUCUUUCUGCAUUGAUCCAUACAGGUCCACCAUUCAAUGCAACAUCUCCAUCAUCAGCAGAAUGGACAACAGUAAUAAUUUAUCGAAACUUUUCUCGGGAUAUCUACUUCUCGUUCAAUAGCUCUCCUCUACGAUUCAAUUUUGAGCGUUUUGAUGUAAGUCUGUAUAAAGUACCUGAUGAUAAGGAAACUUCUGGACCCCUAGUCGAAAAACAAGUUAUAACUGUUUUUGAUGGGGAGUUCAAAGAUUUGUUACCUGGAUGGUAUCGUCUUAAGAUAGUACCCGAAGAUCCAUAUUUCCAGGAUUCAAGGAAGUGUCUUUGCAAGGACAAUAGAAAUAAUUGUGCCACUUGUACUAGAACUAUUACAGCUGCAAUCUACAUACAUGAACCUUCCCCCACAACACCUGGACCUACCCCCUCUACACCUGGACCUACCCCCUCUACACGGGAACCCUCUGCCAUAAGUUCGUCCACCGAUGAGGUAACCACAGACCCGACCGGCAAGAUCGUAGGGGCCGUGCUAGGCUCCUUUCUUGGAGUCAUACUGAUAGUUAUCAUCAUCCUAUUUCUCAUCAUUUACCGAAGGAAACAGGGAGGAAAACAAGAUCCUGGACCAGGGAAAUAUGUGAAAGAACUCGACAAAUACCAAGGUCAAGUCAAUCAGAACUACGUCAACAAUAAGAAACCUGCACCAACGGGUCCAGGCCUGUUGAAGAGACAAAAUGUGUUUCUGGUGAACACCGAGGACCACCCGAAGCACCUAGGCGUACUGAAAGCUUUCUCUAAUUUCCUUGAGAAGGAAUGUCUGUGCAACGUGACCUUUGCCCCUGAUUCGAAAAUCGAUGACAAGCUCCAGUGGAUCAUACGCUCAAUGGACAUGGCCGACUUCAUUCUGGUGGUGCACUCUUCAGCAGCAUAUCUUCAGUAUAAGUCGUGGACAAAGAAUAAUGGUGAACUGUGUUACCAGCCUCUGACCAAGGCAGGAGAUAUAUUUGUACCUGCACUCCAGCAAAUUACAGAUCGUAUGAGUAGAGGCAAGGGUGUCAACAAAUUUCUCUCCAUACAGUUUCCCUAUACUGCUGACAAGUUUGUCAUCAAGGAAUUGUUUCGUGGUAAUCAGUACAAGAUCCCUACUCACCUGGAUGAGUUUCUAUGUCACUUGCAUGGCCUUAGUCACACACAGAAUAGACUGGAAGAUUUAAAGCUGCCUGUACGCGUCAGUAUCAGAUUGAGGCAUCCAGGCAUGAACCUAAUCGAUGCAAUUAAUGAAGCUGCUGAAUAUGAGAGCAUGCAUAGCAUCGAAAUAAACACCAGCGGGGAAAAGUUUGAUUCUGGCAUUGGAGAGGAAGAAACUCGCCCAAUCGGCACCCACAAUGGUGUAGAUUUCAACAGCAAUGGAUAUUCCUAUGAAAACACAGUUUUCUCAAACGGUAAUUAUGACUAUGCUAUCCAAGGUGAAACAAAUUCCAAUCAGUUAUCGCCAGAAUCCCCAACAACGCCGCAAGCAUAUGAAUAUGUAGAUAUGCAAUUAAAUCAAGGUCCUCAGAGGCAAAUGCUUCCGAAGAAAAGAACAGAACAAGAGGAGAUGUGGUCCCCACCAGAGUCACUACAUGAGGACCUUCCCGCUUACUUGGAGGUUGAAGGCGACAACUAUUCCUUCCAGCCUCACCCUCCCAGUCAACUAGGCGAGGAGGAUGUACAGAGCACACAGCUAAGAGAUGAGAUCCAUGACAUCAACAGACGCUACAUGACCAAACAGUUCCAACAACUUCUUGACAUCAACCAGGAGGUCGACGAGUGUGAAAGUCUGGGUGGUAUGAGUGUAUAGCAUUGGAGGGAAGACAGGACAAGGACAAGCUAAGCUCUCAUAGAUUAAGAUAGUGUCACAGCCAAGUUACUAAGUCCUGAAAUAUGAACACAUCUUGGGUAAGCGUUUGCUAUAUCCUUACUGGUUAAUCUAAGGUGUGACGAUUAGGUGUGUGUUUUAAGCGAUGAAAACUGAAGAUCAAGGAGAGUGUACAUUUUAUUAGAUAUAAUUCUGUAGAAAUCCAUUGAUUAAUGUACUGACGGUAUUUAUCCACCGAUGUAUGUUUUAAUUUACUUACCGAAUAUGUACAUAGCAUACAGGAAAUCAAUUUUUCCAACAAGUUGUGAUAUUUUUAUGAAUAUUUUUCUGAAUAUUGUUAAAGUCGAUUAUUUUGUUUCAUGUGUUGUUCAAUCUAGGACAAUAACGUGGUCAUUUUGGUAUUCAUAUUACUUAUCCAUAAGAACAAGAAAUUGUUGGAAAAAAGUAUUUAUGAUCAAAGUUAUUAAGCUUUUUCUCCCGAAAUGAAAGGAAAAAACAUUUUUGAAUAGACAAAACUUGUACCAAAUUUAUAUUCUCAAAUCAUAACUUGGCUUAAUAUUUUUAGAAAGGGUUAUUAUCAUUUCAAAUAUGUAUACACAUGUAUUUUACAAUUAGAUGGCUGCGCUGUUUGAAAUGAAACCAUUACAACCAAAAGUCAUAUUUACUGUCCGAAUUGGCUUUAUAAUAAACAGACAUUGAAUACAAAUUCAAUCACGUUCUUUAAGUUAGUGAUUUGAAAUAACUUUUCGGGGUAUAAAGAAAAGUAAUUUGUAUCAUAUUUGAUCCUUCAAUGUGAUCAAUACAAAUAGAUGUACAUGUAUAUUUUCUGAGUAAUCAUUCAUAGUAUCAUGACUUUCUUCACGUGUUAUAUCCUACAAAACUUUAAUCUUUUUCCAUUCUGCUGUAUCGUUCUUAGGUAAAGUGGUAGUAAAUGACAACUAACUUUGAAUUUAAACUCUAAAUUCAUCUCUAAAACGUUUUAAUCAAGUAUUACCGAAGGUCACUUUACUGUUGACAAACCUGUCAAUCCAACAGAUAAGAGUGAAGAAGAGAGAGGUAACAUAAAAGUAGUGAGAUCUCUUGUAAACAUCGACUUUGUAAAAAGUUAAUGCAAGAUAUAGCCAAAUGAAUAAAGAAUAAUAGAAUAUGGAAACUGUUUCAUCGCAGUAUUGUUCAAAAAAGAGAAUGAUAAAAAGGAUUUAUAUUGGUGAACUGGUUUCUUUUUCAUUCGAAACAUUUGUAUAAAACGAGUCGGAAGAAUUUAUUAUAUUUUCUUUACUUUAGAAAGCCUCUAGUGAGCUAUAAUGAUAACAGGACGAGAGCUAAAUCUCAUAAAAUGGAAAUUACCAAUAGAUUAUUUAAAACACAUGGUCAACGAACAUGUUUAAUUAAAAAACAAUUAUUGGCGCUAUUGUGACGUCAUAUUAUAAUCUGACAGACUGAAGGUCGUUUCAUUAUCAUUUUAUUACAUCACAAUGCGCCUCAUUAUAUUAGUUCAUUCUCAAAAAAAGAUGUAUCGACUUAUUAACACGGUAAUUAUGUGACGAAGAGGAUUGAUUAUUAUGUAAAUAAGGGCAUGUAUAGUAUGAAUCAGCACUGCUUUUCAUGUUACUUAUAUUUCAGGAUGUUUGUAAUCAUUUAAAUAUUAUUUUUGUAUUAAUAUAUAUAUAUAUUAAGAUUCGUUUUUAAAAAUUGAAAUAAGCAAGUAAAUCAUGAAUAUAAUAAGCUUGUAGGAGUGCAUUUAUUACCUGUAUAUCAAUCUUUUUCUAUUGUUGUUAAUACUUACAUUUUAAACUUGUUUAAUGUGAAAUUACUUGUUAUUUUAUAUGAUCUUUAUCAAUGGCAGCCGAUGUUUAUGGUUUUAAUGUACUGUCCACAUGGUUUAAAGAUUAUUUUCUGAAAUUUUUCCAAUAAUGUCCACAAACUAUCAAAUGUUGAAUAAAAUGUUAGGUUCAUAUUUUCAAAAGUUUGGACUUAACAAACUGACAAAUCUCAAGUGACACAUCGGCGUUUUAACAAUCCUUCAACGAAUUAGGAAGGCAAAUGUUUGAAAUAUUUAUCUCGAAAAUUGGUCGUUUUGUAUAAUGUAUUAACAAAUUCGCGUCAUUGAUGUCGGCUGCAGGCUACCGGCAACAUUUGAAAUUAUAAGAUUGUUUUAGAUGCUGAUUUUUGUUAUUCUA